GGGUUUAAUUCCCAGAUGAGGUGCUACGGUUGUACCCUUGUACAAGUAGUCAACAUGGCGGCGGCCAGGAGGAACAAACGCGUGGCGGCCACCCAGCCUGGCUUUUUAAAACUAAACGCAAGUCUUGACCAUAAUGAGUUGAAUACACGGAGAAAGCGUGUCAACAAAAAUAAGAAAAAGAACUGGAACAAGCACAGCGACAUACAGGAUGUUGAAGAGUUCCUGGACGAUGUUAGACUACAAGAGAGAUCCACAGGUGGACUGAUAUCGGAGAAGCCAGAUGACAGCUUGUUUUUUAUGGACACCGGUGAACAUGUAAAAAACAUCCAGAAAGGUGGAACAGAGAAGAAAGGCAGAAGGUCCCGGCCCCUGAGGAUAGACCUCAUCCUUCAGCACGACUCCCUCGUUCCCCCGCCCAAGGAUGUUUUGGCUCACCAGCAGCCUAACGCAAAGAAACUCAGACGCAUUUCCCAGAAGGCCGAGCAGCUGGCAGCCAAGGGGGUGCUGCCACGGAGACAGAAGCUACUUCUGAGACGGAAAGUGGCAGCAGGGUCAAAAACUAAAGAGCAGCUCCCAGCCAACAACCACCCAGAAAGACCCUUCUAUGACCUGUGGGCAGAGCCAAGUGAAGUGACUGCAGACCCCUGGUUCCUCGAACAGACCAAAAAGAAGCUGGUGAAGAGACCAGACAAGCUGAACCAGAAGCCGUCCGCAUUGCCAGCUGUGGAAAUUAUUGCACCAGGAGGCUCCUACAACCCCGAGUUCUUCUCCCACCAGGCACUGCUGCUUCAGGCCCAUGAGGUGGAGGUGAAGAGGCAGAAGGAAGAGCAGAGGGUGGAGCGGCAGCUGGCGGUCCCGCGGGAGGACAAGGCUACAGAGGAGACUGUGUUCCAGGAGCAGGUGGAAGGCCUGCUGGAAGAAGAGGAGGAGGAGGAGCUUGAGAAGGAAGGGGCGGAGACUGCGGAAGACAAACCAGCCGGUCAGAGUGCUUCUCGAGAGAAAAAGACCGAGAGACAGCGGAAGAGGGAAAAGGCAGAGAAGGAGAAGGAGCAGCGGAAGAGGGCGGAGCAGGCUUUGACGGGCAGGCGGCAGCAGCUCUUCCAGCUGCGCUCCAUCGGGGUGGAGCUGAAGAAGAGGGAGCAGCGCACCUCGGAGAGGCAGGCCAAGCGCCACGCCCGCCAAGAGGCACAGAAGAGCCUCCCCCGCCGCCUCGGCCGACUAAAGUUCCAGGCUCCUGAUCUGGAGGUGCAGCUGAGUGAUGAGGUCCCUGGCUCCCUACGCUUGCUCCGGCCAGAGGGCAGCGUUCUCAAGGACCGCUUCAAGAGCCUGCAGAAGAGGAACAUGAUUGAACCCAGAGAAAGAGCCAAGUUCAAGAGGAAACACAAACUGAAGUAUGUGGAGAAAAGAGCCUUCAAGGCCAUCACCUGAAGACCAGACCCCCAAACUCCCUGCUCCCACUCUCUGUUUGGAAUAAAUGAAUCUAUGUUUGAACCGCAAA
This is a messenger RNA of Anguilla anguilla (European eel), 1498 nucleotides long. It is a transcript of the gene nop53, whose product is annotated as NOP53 ribosome biogenesis factor. Lineage: Eukaryota; Metazoa; Chordata; Actinopteri; Anguilliformes; Anguillidae. Gene Ontology annotation, molecular function: 5S rRNA binding. Gene Ontology annotation, cellular component: nucleolus. The transcript is spliced from 13 exons. The record is from RefSeq and is a predicted model, not a curated record. Gene Ontology annotation, biological process: rRNA processing; ribosomal large subunit assembly. Bases 16 to 1428 code for a protein of 470 amino acids.